This is a messenger RNA of Peronospora farinosa, 1713 nucleotides long. The record is from the annotation of a GenBank genome assembly. NCBI's taxonomy places the organism in Eukaryota, Oomycota, Peronosporomycetes, Peronosporales, Peronosporaceae.
AUGAAACGCCAACCGAGUCGGCUGAGCUGGGUGACCCUACCAAAGAAGAAUCGGCAGAGCUGGGGUGACCCUACUAAACAAGAAUCGGCAGAGCUGGGUGACCCUACCAAAGAAGAAUCGGCUGAGCUGGGUGACCCUACUAAACAAGAAUCGGCAGAGCUGGGUGACCCUACCAAAGAAGAAUCGGCUGAGCUGGGUGACCCUACUAAACAAGAAUCGGCUGAGCUGGGUGACCCUGCCAAACAAGAAUCGGCUGAGCUGGGUGACCCUACCAAACAAGAAUCGGCUGAGCUGGGUACCUCCUCGAACUCGGAUUUGAAAGCUACAGCCAUGGCGAACACCCAGUCGUCCAUUAUCACUAGUAACGGUGGUGGACCGUCGCCAGCAGCUAUCGCCGGUAUAGUUGUGGCGGGUGUCGUGGCCGUUGCCGUCGUGGCUGUCUUCAUAAGCUAUCGUAAGAAUCAGCAGCGACAGCGUGAUAUUAUGCAAGACGGUGUGAUCGUAUAUGCCGAUAACAACAGCUUUAGUCCAGUAGACGAGGCAAUUUGGCUUGACCGUCUCAAUUAUUUUCGUACCACGGGCUUACCUUGGUCAGCAGCAAAUAUGCAACGAAUUGGAUGGAAGAAUGACUUGGCAAAGACUGCUGCUUCUAGUGCAGCCAAGUGUUCAGCUACGACAGGACCAGGUGUGAAUGUAUACCAGUCAUCAUCAUUAUCAUCUACGUCAUUGUCUAUUAUUGACGAAGCUAUUCAGGAAUGGGUGGUUGAGACGUCCAUGAAAACACUCAGGACACUUGCACAACCAGCUAACAUGCAGACUGUAUUGGUUGAGGCGGCACGUCGGAUUGCCAAUGGUGAAAAGCCACCGACGGUUCCGCCUGCUGCUACGACAGCAACGCCGACCUCCUCAUCUUUGAAGACACCUUCGAAAACGCCUUCGACUCCGUCGUCGUCAAAGACGCAUUCAGUUAGCUCGAAUGAGGAUGUUGGUGAUACCAAGAAAAGUGCAACGGAGAAGACUCCGUCGUCGUCAAAGACGCAUUCGGUUAGCUCGAAUGAGGAUGUUGAUGAUACUAAGAAAAGUGCAACGGAGAAGACUCCGUCGUCUUCAAAGACGCAUUCAGUUAGCUCGGAUGAGGAUGUUGGUGAUACCAAGAAAAGUGCAACGGAGAAGACUCCGUCGUCUUCAAAGACGCAUUCGGUUAGCUCGGAUGAGGAUGUUGGUGAUACCAAGACUAGUGCAAUGGAUGAGACUCCUUCACCUUCAACGAAAACCGGUAAGGAGUCGACGUCUACAUCAAAAAAACCCGACAAAACUAGUACGCAUUCUUCUAUGGAGACCUCAACGGAACAAGAGGAAGACUUGGUACCUGGAACGGUCAAGGCGAGCUCUGACAAAGGCUCGACCUUUACAAAUGAGAAACCGUCGACAAAGAAUCCGACUUCGAGCAGCCCUACCAGCACUUCAAGCAAACCAGAUAAUGAUGAGAGUUUACCACCUACCACCCCAAUGUCUGGCUCAAGUCCUGCACCGAGCACAAUGACUGUCACUCAGCAUAAGGGCGUUGAAUCGAACAUCUCGGUUGCUGGUAUAACUGGAAUAUCCGUGCUUGUUAUCGUUUGUAUUGCGGCUUUUGGUGUGGUCAUGAGCUAUAAGAGGAACCAGCGACGUCAACGGGAAAUUAUGCGGGAUGGCGGUAUUCGGGUUGAUUAA